UGCCGCGUUUCUUUUCCUCCGGAAAGCGCUCGCCUCCUUCGCCGCCCGCCUGCUCCUGCCCUAAUCCCCAGCAGCUGCACUCCCUCCCGCCGAUCAAUAAGCCUUUCACUUUUUGCCUCUUGUUUGUUCCGCGGGGAGCGGGAUCGAUAGGAGGAGGGGGCGUCUCCUCCUCGUUUCCGCUCCCCCCUCGCCGGCCGCUCCUUCUCCAAUUAGUCAGCCCUGGAGCCUGCGGGUGGGGGCGUUGUGUGCUGCCGCUGUCCUUUGGACCCCAACACCAGCCGGCAAGGCGGGAGGAUCGCGGUCUUGCUCGUCGCCUUCCCUCUCUCAACUUUUUCUCCCCCUCUUGCUCUUCCCGUGUUCGUCGUCCUCUUUGCCAAGGAGGCGUGUGAAGGUCCGCGCGGAGAUGGAAGGUAGGGAUUAGCGGGGAGCCGCCCGGGGGCCCUGGGCACCCGGAAAGGGACUCUCUCGGAGGAAGUGGUGGCAGGCAGAGAGAGUGAGAGGGAGCCCUCUGUGAGCAGCCUCGGCAUCCCGGAGCAGCAGCCAGAGCAGGGCUGACUGCGUUGCCUCUUCUCCUUGGCACAGACUUUGCCAGCUCGUGAGUGAUUCAAACAAGUGGCUCCAGCAUCACUUUGGAGAGGUGGCCCUGGAGAGCGAGGCUCCUGCUGCCCGGCUCUUCCUUCCUCCAUCGCCGCUCGCCGCCGUUCCCUGGCUUCCCCCCUCCCCUCCCCUCCCCUCCCCUCUUUUUAUUUGAGGAUGAAAUAAUGUUGACAUGCCUUGAAUUAUUAAGUAUCCCCUGGAUUUUAUUAGCACACGAUGCCUAAAUGCUGCUUGUAUCUGGUGGGGUCUUAACCGGGCGUGCGGAGGAGCGGCACACACAGCGGCGCAGGGAGCGGCGGGCAGCUCUGGCAGCUGGGCUCGUGCAGAUAAGCAAGCGGAAGCACCAGGAAGAGAUCACUAGUGAGACAAGAGCCAAGCGACGGCCAACAGCUCCCGAGAGACUGGGGCCAGGCUCCUCAGUCCUCCCCCUCCUCUUCCUCCUUGGCUGGGCUUCCUAAUUUGGGGGCGUCCUGCAGCAGCCGGGGGAGAGCGGCCGGUGCCGGGCACCCCAGGCUCCCGCUGCCUCCCCUCGGUGGGGGGGUUGCGUGCUGCCGGGUGCCUCCGCACAGAUGCCGAUUGAGAUCGUCUGCAAAAUCAAAUUUGCAGAGGAGGAUGAGAAGCAGGCGGCGAAAGAAGAAGGGGACAAGGAGAGCUUGCUAGAGGAGCCCAGCCGGCCACACCACCGCGGCCUGGCUGCCUUUGCCGGCACCAGCACAUUGCACGGCCUUAGCCACAUUUGCCGCUCGGGGCAGCUCGGGGUGCGACAGGCCCUCUGGGCACUUGCCUUUGUGGCCUCGCUGGCCUUUUUCCUGUACCAAGCCGCCCGGUCAGCCCUCUUCUACCUGGAGCACCCACAUGUCACCACCCUGGACGAGGAGGCUACUCAAAAGAUGGUUUUCCCAGCUGUCACUAUUUGCAACAUCAACCGCUUCCGCCACUCAGCCCUUACUGAUGCCGAUAUCUUCCACCUUGCCAACAUGACCGGGCUGCCACCCAAGGACCGUGAUGGGCACAAGGCCUCUGACCUGCUCUACCCUGACCCAGACAUGGCUGACAUUGUCAACCGCACCGGGCACCAACUGGAUGACAUGCUCAAGAACUGCAGUUUCAGUGGCGAGAACUGCUCUGCAGAGAACUUCACUGUGGUUUACACCCGCUAUGGGAAAUGCUACACAUUCAAUGGUGAUCGAAACAAGCCACGCGUGACACGCCAGAGUGGGAUGGGCAACGGGCUGGAGAUCAUGCUGGAUAUCCAGCAGGAGGAAUACUUGCCCAUCUGGAGAGAAACCAAUGAGACAUCAUUUGAAGCUGGAAUCCGGGUACAGAUCCACAGCCAGGAUGAACCACCCUACAUCCACCAGCUGGGGUUUGGAGUCUCUCCUGGUUUCCAGACUUUUGUGUCCUGCCAGGAGCAACGGCUGACAUACCUGCCCCAGCCCUGGGGAAGCUGCCGGGCCAGUAUGAAAGGGGAACAGAUUCUGCCUGGCUACGAGAGCUACAGCAUCGCCGCUUGCAGGCUGCAGUGCGAGAAGGAGGCGGUCGUGCGGAAUUGUCAGUGCCGCAUGGUGCAUAUGCCAGGUAAUGAGACCAUCUGCUCACCCAAUGUCUACAUUGAAUGUGCCGACCACACACUAGAUACAGCCGUUGAAGAUUCCCAGGAACGCUGUGUGUGCCCCACGCCCUGCAACUUGACACGCUACGGCAAGGAGAUCUCUAUGGUGCGCAUUCCCAACAAGGGCUCAGCUCGGUACCUUGCUCGCAAGUACAACCGCAAUGAGACUUACAUCCGGGAGAACUUCCUAGUGCUGGACAUCUUCUUUGAGGCCUUAAACUAUGAGGCGAUUGAGCAGAAGAAGGCAUACAACCUGGCAGGACUCCUAGGGGACAUUGGCGGCCAAAUGGGCCUGUUCAUCGGGGCUAGUGUGCUCACCGUCUUGGAAAUCCUUGACUACAUCUAUGAGGUGAUCCGUGACAAGGUAGCCCAUGGCCUACGACGUCCUAAACCACCUCUGAAGAAGCCUUCAGGAAGCAUCGCCACCCUGGGACUGGAGGAAAUCAAGGAGCAGAGCCCCUGUGAGACCCUGGGCCGUCACUCCGAAGGCACCUACCCCACGGGCCUGCUGCCAAACCAUCACCACCGCCACCACUACUCGCCCCAAGGGGUCUUCGAAGACUUCGCUUGCUAGUCCAGCUCAGGCACAGCUCCCAUCCCCAGCGGUGGCCGCACUUCUGGAGCAGAUUUGGGAACGGCAGGUCCUGCCCUGUGCGAACAGCCCUUCCAAGUCCCAAGGCCAGGCCCCAGCCACCCUCUCCCUCCUCUGGAGGCACCCAGAAGGCCUUCAAGGCCUCUUGCCCCUUUCCUCCUGUAGCCCAUCGUCCUCGCAGCUGCCCAGCCCAGCCAGCCUCCUCCCCAGGGCUCCGUGUCCCCUCCCCCUAUAGAAGCACAGAGAGCACAUCGGUUGCCAAGAUCCGGUGGGCAGAAGGGCCUCCGAGCUGCUCCACCGACAGGAAGCAGGCUUGGCUGGGGCAGCCCAUCCCGAGCAUCCAUGUGGGAGGAAGCGCCCUGGGGAACAUGGAGUAUGCUCCGGAGCGAAGAUGCUGCCUCGGAAGGUAGAGGCUGCACUCAGUUCCAGAGCCAAGUUCGAUAGGGUAGCACCAGCCAGCCAGCUGUUGGAAACCCUAUGUGGCCUUGUCUGCCUCGGCCACAGACUCCACCCGGUGGCCAAAAUGUUCCUUCCGACACCUUUCACUUUGUACAGUCCUGUCCAGCAUUAGCAUCCUGACUGACACCCACCCACUCCCCAAUCCUUGCGCUCCUGCAUCAGACUCACUAGGCUAUUACCAUUAGGGGUGUCUCAGGGCAGAAAAGAGGUUCUGGGUCCCAUUCACUCCAGCUGAGCAGCGCCCUGUUGCCUGCUUGUUGCUGCCCACCUUGGGACUGCGCUCACAACAGGGUUAAGCACCAUAAAUCCUGCCCUUGCGUGGGAGAACCAGGAUGUGCUCCCUCAGUAUAUGGGCACUGGCCCUCCCCCGUCCCCCCCCCCCCCAUGGCUGGCCAACUUUCACCCUCCCACAAACACAAUUGUAUAUUUGUACAUAACUGUUUUGGGCCAGUGGUUUUUAGCCAGAUAUCCAGUCCCCAAUUGCUGCAACUGCCCCCUGCUGGCAUUGCCAAAAACUGCUGGCAAGGCUGAUCUAGUCAUCAAAAUCUCAGGUUUCCUCCCAGCCCAAGCCGAGACAGACACAGCAGGGGGCUGUUGGCAGCAGAGAGCCCAGGUUCCCCUGGGGCACCCACUUCCCAGCUGUACAGCCGCUCCCUCCCCUGAUUGUCCCCCUGCCCUCCUCUUCCAACAGCAUUCAGGGCCCAAGCCAAAAGCAACCACCCCACCCCCAGGAGAAGAGACGGCGCAGGGGACUUCAGAUUCACAGGGGUCCUGCACAACACCAAAGGGAGGACAGGAGCUCCCCCACUCCCUCGACUCGGACCAUAGACCAAAGCACUUGAUAGCAGACUUGUCCAGAGCAGGGGGUGGAGGGACGCUGAAUCCUCCAAGUGUCAGGGAUGGGUCCUCCUAAAGCACACCGGCGGAAAGGUGUGGCAGCCACCAGCUGUGUGGAGGGGCACCGCAGGAAGAAGCCAAUCCAACCACCUUGCACUGUCUUUGUGGGGCAAGGGCAUGUCCCCGAGCCCCAGCUGCAGCCCACUGCUCCCAUGUAGCAAACCAGAGGGCCCCCGGCAUGCACAGUCCAAAAAACGAGGAACUGCCAUGUGUGCACCUGUGCUUCUGGGGGUGCAUCUUUAGAAAGGAAGUAGGCCCUCACGGAAAUACGCUGCAAACGUUCUCCCUCUCAUCCCGGGAAAACACAAAGAUCUUGUGCAGAUCACUGUCAAAAGCUAAGCACAUCUGGGCUUUGGGCUGCCCUUGAGGGUCUAGGAUGUUGAGGAGUACGUCCAUCAGCCUGCCUGAUGGAAACACGUGCAAUUCCUGGCGGUGCAGCCCUUCGGGCCGUGUGGGGCUCUUGCUGGGGCCCAGCCAAGGAUCUUCCUGGGAGGGGCUUAUCAUCCCGUAACUUUACUAAGCGCGAGUCGCUGUUUUACAAAUGUACAAGUUUCUCCCAAUAAAGAGGCACAAGUAGAACUCCA
This is a messenger RNA of Varanus komodoensis (Komodo dragon), 4741 nucleotides long. RefSeq names its product acid sensing ion channel subunit family member 4 (gene ASIC4). Lineage: Eukaryota; Metazoa; Chordata; Lepidosauria; Squamata; Varanidae. The transcript has 10 exons. Gene Ontology annotation, cellular component: membrane. Gene Ontology annotation, biological process: sodium ion transmembrane transport. The record is from RefSeq and is a predicted model, not a curated record. Gene Ontology annotation, molecular function: ligand-gated sodium channel activity. Bases 1167 to 2783 code for a protein of 538 amino acids.